Molecule: messenger RNA, 1866 nt
Organism: Oikopleura dioica
Lineage: Eukaryota; Metazoa; Chordata; Appendicularia; Copelata; Oikopleuridae
Source: the annotation of a GenBank genome assembly
AUGGAAGUUGCGCGAAGAGAAAUUGACCCAUUCAGAUGGAACUUCAACAUUCCAAAAGAGCUCUACCGAGUUCCGCUCUUCAUCAUGAUCGAAGCUCUCGUUUCGGGAAGAAUCCUUCACGACUCGACCCCGACUUGGAUCAGCGUCCAGCUCUGGCUCGGCUCCAUUAUUCCGCUUUUUCUUCACGACGACAAAAUCCCCCAGUACUACCGCCUCGUUCUCGUUUAUAUUGGCCAUUGUAUGCUAAACCUGGUAGACGCCUUUUUGCUCAAUUUGACGCGACCCGAUUCGCCGCCAAUUUACGGACUCAUCGGUCUUGCCCCGAUGGAACUUCCCGAUUUUCAGUACCUGGUCCGCGUGGCGUUUAUGCUCUUCAACCUGAUCUUCUUCCGCGCGACGCUUUCAAAUUUGAUGAUCAUCGAGCCUGAAGACGAAGAUUCGCGCUGGUCCUUCUCCCAACUGCCCGCCAUCGCAGUGGGAUACAACAACAUUUUCGAGGAAGAAAACACCGAUCCGGAAACUCAAGUUUACGCGCACAUGCGAACCGGCCUCCGCCUGAUGCUGGAAACGCUGAUGAACAACAAUCCAGCUUUUGGAAUCAUUCUUAAAAUAUUGCUCCAUUCGAUGAUCAUCAAGAGCGUUUUGCACGCGAUUUCGACUUACACGCAUUUCGGCAAAUCUGUAGAAAGCCUUAUUGAGUCGAGUCCUGACAUCGAAAAGCUCUCAAUAACGAGUCUCAACUCUUCCGGUCUGGCAAUGAUGAACAUGUCCGCUUUUGGCCUCCACGAGUUUGUCGAAAUGCAAUAUUUCGGCGACUACAUGCCCUCCACAAUCGUCAGUUCCAUCGUCUUGAUUACUACUGAUUCGUUGUUUUCCGUCUUUGCAGUUGCGUAUUUUCUUUCUGGGCCGGGAGUUUGGCUCGGCGUCGCUAUUCAAAGAUGGCUGGGAAAUGGAGAAGAACCGAAUGAUCCCGAAGAGAGGGGGCAGCGGAUGGGACAGUUUCUUGGAAUGCUUCACGGAUUCAUGGCGCUGCAAACAGGAAUCACCUUCAUGAGUCCCGAAGAACGAUUCGAGCGCGCUUACAAAAACAGCUGGCUGGAAGUGGUCGCCUGUCUCCACUACCUCCACGAAAUCGUCGACGCCGAACUGAACAGCAACCAUGUCGACGGGCGCUCUGUUUCUCGUCCUUUACAGGCGAUGUUUGCGUUGUUCCUCAUUCCGCUUUGCAUCGAAAUUGAGCUGCUCAAAAAUCAUGAAAUCUCAACUUGGUCGAUUCCCGUUUUUGUCUUUACGCUGGAACUGAUCGUCAAAGCGGUCACGUCUUUCGCCGUUUACUGGUUGAAUCAAAAUGACGCUGAUGAAGAUACGAUUUUCUGGACAAAGACGGCUUCAAAAGGAGUAGAACUCCUCGGCGGAAUCGUUAUGUUGAUAAAUGCCAUCUAUGUUCUGAUCUUCGAGCGUCCAAUAAUGACCGUCGUCCGAAUUCUGAUGAUGACUAUCCACACCUAUUUCAAUAUCUACAGAACUUUCACCAAAACGGCGAAAUCGAUCAAGCUCCGACUUCAAACCGCCGAUUUGCUUGACAAGCUCAAGGUCGUCGACGUUUCGGAGAUUCCUGAGCCGGAUAGAUUAUGCGCAAUUUGCUACGAAGAUUUUGCCGUUCAGACUUGUUCCUCGAAUCCCGUCGUGGAGACAAGUUGUCAGCAUAGAUUCCACAAGCUUUGUAUAAAGAAAUGGCUGCGCUUGAAAAACGUCUGCCCACUGUGCCACCGUCCCGUCUUCACUUCUGCUUCACAACCUGGUGCCUCAGAUGACCAAAAUCAAAAUGCCCUGAUCCUCGACAACGACGACGACGAUUUAUUUUAA